CGAGUCAGCACAAUGCUGCUGAGACCGCGGCGGAGGCGCACCGAGCCGAGCACAGCGAUGAAAUGCUCCCAUCGAGGAGAACGCAGAUGGACAGCCUAGUUCAGCCGCUCGUCGCCCAGUACCUCGCCAUGGGAUGCCAGUCAAAGGAAAACCAGAACGAAAGUGUGGCGCCGGACGAAAAGGGAAAAGACGAUGCGAGAGUCACGCCAGGAUGCACCUCCAGGUCUAGAGUGUCUCCUCCGGGCCGCCCUCACAGGUUCCACAAACCCAGUCCGGCCCAGACCGCCUCGGGGAAACCAGUAAUGUCUCUGGGUCACCUAACCAAGGGGGCAAGCUGGGAGGAGCUCAUCCAGGCCUGUCUGCAGCUGUUCGACGCGGACGGUUGCGUACGUGGGAGCAGCCACCUGCUGAACAUCACCCUCACCAUGCACCGUCUCCUCAUCUCCUCCAGCGAUCUGCUGGACAAACUCAUCGCUCUAUUCAGAACGGCCGUGGACAGCGAGCAGCCAACAGAGUGCCAGAGGAUCUGCUACCUCAUCAGGCACUGGAUCCAGGAAUUCUGGAUGAUGUUCCGGUUGGACCACAGCUUGUCAGACAGCCUGGACGAGUUCCGUGAUCUGAUCAGAGAGCAGGGCCAGGAGCGUCUCUGCUCGCUCCUAGAGACCAAAUGGAUAAACGAGCGGGACUGGUCGUGGAAGGCCAGCCAGAAGAUUAAAGCUAACAGCAGUAAAAAGAGGAAGGUGUCUCUACUCUUCGAUCACCUGGAGCCCAUCGAGUUGGCCGAGCAUCUCACCUUCCUGGAGUUCAAAUCGUUCUGCAGAAUAUCAUUCGUAGACUAUCAAAAUUACAUUCGCAGCUGCUGCAUGAAGGACAUCCCCGUGAUGGAGCGUUCCAUCGCCCUGUGUAAUGGUAUCUCCCAGUGGGUCCAGCUGAUGGUGCUGAGCCGGCCGACCGCUCAGCUGAGAGCGGAGGUUUUCACAAAGUUCAUCCACGUGGCACAGAGUCUACAUCUUAUGCACAACUACAACACACUAAUGGCGGUGGUGGGGGGGCUCUGUCACAGCUCCAUCUCCAGGCUGAAGGACACCACCUCACACGUACCCAGUGAGGUCACCAAGGUACUGAACGAGAUGACAGACCUGCUGUCCUCCUGCAGAAACUACGACAACUACAGGCAAGCUUACAACAGGUGCACGGGUUUUAAAAUCCCCAUCCUCGGCGUCCACCUCAAAGACCUGAUUUCGGUCAACGAGGCCAUGUCGGACUACGUGGAGGACAACAAAGUGAACGUCCAGAAGCUGCAGGCACUUUACAGCCAUAUAAACGAGCUGAUCCUGCUCCAGCAGAUCCCGCCCAGGCUGGACGCCAACAAGGACCUGGUUCAUCUGCUGACGCUGUCCUUGGACCUUUACUACACCGAGGACGAGAUUUACGAACUGUCUUAUGCACGGGAACCCAAGAACUGUAAAGCACCACCAGCCACCCCUUCUAGACCUGCAGUUUUUGUGGACUGGGCAUCCGGCGAGGCUCCAAAACCCGAUCCCCGAACCAUCAGCAAGCAUGUGCAGAGGAUGGUGGAUUCCGUGUUUAAGAACUACGAUCACGAUGAGAACGGCUUCAUUUCUCAAGAGGAGUUUGAGAAAAUUGCUGCUAGCUUUCCUUUUUCCUUCUGUGUCAUGGACAAAGAGAAGGAAGGCCUGGUGAGCAGAGAGGAGAUCACGGCCUACUUCAUGCGGGCCAGCGUCAUCUGCUCCAAACUGGGUCUCGGCUUCGUCCACAACUUCCAGGAGACCACUUACAUGAAACCCACCUUCUGUGACAACUGCUCAGGAUUUCUGUGGGGUGUCAUCAAGCAAGGCUACAGAUGCAAGGACUGCGGGAUGAACUGCCACAAGCUGUGCAAGGAUCAGGUGGCGUUCGAGUGCAAGAAGAACACCAAAGCGUACAACUCCACCGACAGUCCCACGCCGAGCUCCACGCCCGUCGCCACGGGCCCCUCAGAGGGUUCAGAGGAGUGUCCUUUCCCCUACCCGCCGGAUGAGAGCAAAGACUGGAGCCCCGACUCCCCGGUCACCUCCAGUCUGAGGCCCCGGAGAGUCCACAGCUGCACCCAGACAGACGGACCCCCGGUGUCCGAGGCCGGCCGCCUUCAGCCUUCUCUCCUGGUCCCGGCGCCGCCGCCUCUCACCUCGUGUCCCAGCCCGGUGCCCCAGAGGAAACAGCGACACUGCGCCAAGUGGGAAAACAGAGCGACUGUCGUGCAAAGGCCUAAAGAGCCAGAAGAGGACAGCAAACCCAACUAUGAAUCUCUGGAGUCGGACAACCAGAGGCUCCAGAAAGCCAACGAGACACUACGCAGGAAACUGAAAGAGACAGAGCGCGAGGUGGAGAUACUAAAGACACUGCUGAAGAGGCACGCUCUCCACCCGGUGGAGGAGGACUCCUCCUCUUAGACUCACGCUGAACACUCUCCGGGGAGGCUGGUGCUGCCCCCACAUGGCGGCAUGUGUAAAUCCUAAUUUAACGGUCACGAACAGUGCAGGUAUUUUAUCAGUAUGAUGAUGAGACCCAGGAGAUUCGGCAUCACGUGUUUGGAUGCUAACAAGAAACCAACCAGUAAUGAAGUGAAGGAAAAUCUGAAGGUGUGUGAGGAUUUUUUUUAAAAGCAGCUACAGUCCAUACACAGUAUACUAAGUUGAUUUUAAAAGAGAAGUGUGAGAAGAAUGAGCCCCUUUACUGUGAGCAUUACUCACUUUAUUUAGUGAACCAUUAAAGUAGCUGCAGUUAAAAACGUACAGAGACGACGUUAUUGAAUGAAGGAGUGCAGUAUUCUAGAGCGAGACAAUAUACAGCAGAAUGUGUUUGAUCAAUUCUUGAUCAGUUAACGAGCUUAGAUAUUUAUGUUAAACAUAAAAUGGAAAAAGGAGGCCGCGGUUAAAACAAAAACAAACAUGGUUUUUAUCGAGCAUAGGUAAGUUAUUAUUAUCACUAGUAAGGAACAGAGCCCACUGAGGAUGAGGUGCUCCGGUCCACAGAAGCCGCUUUGUAUCGUCGUCCCUGAUGUUUUCAGUGCUUCUGUUGAUAUUUAUUAUUGUCUGAAACACUACACGACUGACAUUUUGUACAGUAUAGUGGUACUUUCAUUGGAUUAUUUAUGCUUCUGUGUGUUGGCUUCAUAUCGUAGCUUUGUUUUUUUUUAUUAUUAUUAUUCUUAUGGUGCAGCCAUGUCAUUCUCUGAUUAUAUCGUCCAUUGUAGCUGUCGUACUGUGAACGGGGGUCGAGAUACGUGUGUUGUGUGUAACGUACUGUAAAGUAUGCACAGUGCCAUCGUCCAGUUUCACCCCCUCUCUCUCUCUCUCUCUCUCUCAGUAUUGUUCUCUUAUUGUUCGAAUAAAUAAUGAACAUUCUAUAGACAGCGUGUUGCGUUGCUGAAUGCGGCCACUGGGUGGCACCAGAGCCUCACGACCAGGAGCUGCUUCCUAAUGAUUGUUUACUUUCCACUCAAAGGCUCUUGCUCUGUAAACGCUGCGCUCUAAUUAGCCGUCUGUGUGUUUAACGCUUAAAGACGACUUCUGUCAAGUCAAAGGGAGGAAAGAAAAUCAGAUAAUUUUCUCUAAUAGGUUAAUUUUCUUUUAAUAUAUGUAUUGUGAGUGUAGGUUUGGUUAAUCUAGAGGUACAUUUAUAUACAGCAGAUCUAAAAAGUGGUGAAAUUAUGGAUUUAUGAGCUUUUAAAGACCGUCUGUGUCACCCUGUUGUGUGGAGAUGGUACCCGGCUGCCCUGUCCUCGGGGCUUUGCUGCAGGUAAUGAGUCCAAUUCCACAGAACAUGUUGGCCUGUAGAUAAUGAGAGGGCACCUGUCUGCCGUCAGAGGAGUAAAGAUUCACAAACCAAGCGUCUAAUCCUUCACAUUUUUUGCAAAGCCACUCUGCAAACAGCCAGAGAUUUGCCUUAUUCUCGCCGCUCCUUGUGUACAUUUCUGCAAUUCAUAAAGAAAGAAGACGUUAAA
Molecule: messenger RNA, 4006 nt
Organism: Stegastes partitus (bicolor damselfish)
Lineage: Eukaryota; Metazoa; Chordata; Actinopteri; Pomacentridae
Product: RAS guanyl-releasing protein 1
Exons: 17
Coding region: 63-2453 (796 amino acids)
Biological process (GO): Ras protein signal transduction
Cellular component (GO): plasma membrane
Molecular function (GO): guanyl-nucleotide exchange factor activity; calcium ion binding
Source: RefSeq, a predicted model, not a curated record